Caenorhabditis briggsae is the source of this 738-nucleotide messenger RNA. The coding region runs from base 1 to 738 and encodes 245 amino acids. The record is from RefSeq and is a predicted model, not a curated record. NCBI's taxonomy places the organism in Eukaryota, Metazoa, Nematoda, Chromadorea, Rhabditida, Rhabditidae. The transcript is spliced from 5 exons.
AUGGCCUUCUUGUUAAUAUUAAUCAUUGUACCAUCUCUCGUUCAAUGUAUUUCGAAGAAAAAGGAGAAGAACAGAAAAUUGGAUAGAAGUACACCAAUUGUGGAUUCUAGAUCUAGAGUUUCCAAGAAAAGAUCAGUGAUAGAUGUUGCCGCAGUUGUUCCACCUGCUGUUCCUCCUUUAAAAAGUAAAGAUAAAACGUUGAAAGAACAAGCAACACAAGAUACGCCUCCAAAUGAAGCAGGGAAGGCAAAAAACAAGAAGAAGAAGAAGAAGAGCAAAUCCAAGGAAAAGACUGUAACAAAGACGAGAAAACUGCACAAGAGCGAACACGGACUGAAAAGAGGGGAAAACAGAAGACAGUUUGUGCAACUGCAGAAGAGAAUGCUCCUUCGAGACGCGAACAACGAACUCAGUCAACGUCUGCUGAAACGGCAGCUAAGAAAAAUAAAAAAGCACCCACACUGUCAAGUUUUAGCGCGCCGGUAUUCCUACUUGAGAGGAGCAUUUUUUUCUGUUGCCUUUUUUGUUGCUUUUUCUGUUGCAUUUUCGCUGCUUUUUUUAAUAGCUUUUUUUUCGAUUUUUUUUAUUUCAAAAAUCCGAUGCCUCGGAAGUAAAUUUUUUGAUUGGGUUUUUAAAGCUAGAGAACGAAAAUCAAAAAUUAAAGUUUUUUGCUCAGUAAUCGACAAAUUUAAGCAUAAAAAUUGCAAGAAUUUUAAUCUGAAAAAUGAAGAAGUUUGA